This is a messenger RNA of Serpula lacrymans var. lacrymans S7.9, 840 nucleotides long. RefSeq lists its product as uncharacterized. The coding region runs from base 118 to 435 and encodes 105 amino acids. The record is from RefSeq and is a predicted model, not a curated record. The transcript has 4 exons. NCBI's taxonomy places the organism in Eukaryota, Fungi, Basidiomycota, Agaricomycetes, Boletales, Serpulaceae.
ACUCAGUGCCCUGUGCACUUGCAACCUAUCGCCUGGUCUUUCUUAUCUCUUUAAUACUUCAUUCACCAUUCAACGCACCUGUUAUUUCCUGCGACACAUCUUCUAGGACUGCACAUCAUGACCACCCACUCGAAUCCCUCCAACAAAGGCGUACCGGCAGACAAGCUAGUUGCUCUUCCUAGUCUCUCUUGCUCACUCUCCUCGCUUCCUCAAGCACGGAGUCUCGACAGUGUCUCACUACAUCCAAGCAUGUACGCGCAGCGGGCAGCUGAAAGCGAAGCUAAGCUAAAAAAGGUCUUGUCAAAAACUGCUGCAUCGUUUCCUCAGAACCCGCCACCUGUACCCGCUUACAUGAACCCACCCCGCCAUGACCCAAAUUCACCCAGUUCAUCGCCACCUCUGAUGAUGCGCAAAUCACAAAGACCAAAAUAUUAGGCCAAGGAGGCUUUCCUAGAUUUAUUUCGUUUCGCCUGGGACUCGGUAGACAUGGCACGGCCGACUCGACGCGGCAUUCACAAAAACACUUGUCACGACAAUUCGCUUUCUCUUUGCCUCAUCAUCAUAUCGCAUCUAUAGACACACUGCAUACCUCUAGUACCGUUGACCAUCAGACUAUGACACUAUUCCUUUUAUUUCGCGUUGGGUUUUACUUGCUCUCUUGUCUCUUUCUUCUUUUGAUUUCUUUCGUUUUCGUUUUGUCAUCUUUGCAGAGCCUAGUGCUCUUCAGCCUCGGAAUAUAUACCGGUAACAAGUAAUCUGUAGCACAGGAUAGUAUUUCUUGGCUGCACGUCGUACUGUUAUAAUCUCAUGGGUUCGUGAUAGUAAAAUGAGCUGUGACUG